Molecule: messenger RNA, 4716 nt
Organism: Platichthys flesus (European flounder)
Lineage: Eukaryota; Metazoa; Chordata; Actinopteri; Pleuronectiformes; Pleuronectidae
Product: neuropeptide FF receptor 2-like
Exons: 3
Coding region: 278-1636 (452 amino acids)
Biological process (GO): regulation of adenylate cyclase activity; regulation of cAMP-dependent protein kinase activity; regulation of MAPK cascade
Cellular component (GO): membrane
Molecular function (GO): opioid receptor binding; neuropeptide receptor activity; peptide binding
Source: RefSeq, a predicted model, not a curated record
AGGAAGCAUGCACUUCACUGAAUCAUCCCACUUACAAUAAUCGAGAGACACAAGAAUUGAACUAUUGAUUCCUGUGGCAGUUCUAUUGUUUUAUGUAAUGACCAAUCGAUUCUUCUUCUGGUCUGCAGAAUUGCACUCCACUGAGGGGUGCGUGUUUGGGUGUAAUGGUGCUCUGGUUAAUAGUUGGUCGAUUUUGCUACGGGAGGAUUUUUAUUGGGGAACAUAUGAAGGCUACUGAUGUGCCGAACACCUUACAGGUUACUUAAGUGAUGUAUUAAUGCCUCUCUGUCUCUGUCCGUCACCAGAUAUCACCAUGACCCAGAAUCUGCUUCUCAACACGACAUGGGAGAGAGUGAACCCUCCCAAUUCCUCAAGAUUGCAGGAGCAAGCUUUGACCCACCAGAACAUCACCUACGUGGAUUUCUACCUCCACAAGCCCUCGGUGGCUGCCGUCUUCACCAUCGCCUACCUGCUGAUCUUCGCGGUGUGCAUGGUCGGCAACGGGGUGGUGUGUUUCAUUGUGCUGCGCAGUAAAAACAUGCGCACGGUCACCAACCUGUUCAUCCUCAACCUUGCCAUCAGUGACAUGCUGGUUGGCAUCUUCUGCAUGCCAACCACUCUAGUGGACAACAUCAUAACAGGAUGGCCAUUUGGUAGGGUAGUGUGCAAACUGAGUGGCAUGGUUCAAGGCAUAUCUGUCUCAGCAUCUGUGUUCACUCUCGUGGCAAUAGCUGUUGACAGGUUCCGCUGCAUUGUCUACCCUUUCAAGCAGAAGCUGACCAUCGCGAACUCCAAGCUUAUAAUCGUCAUCAUAUGGGUCCUGGCUGUGUCCAUCAUGUGUCCCUCAGGGGUCAUGCUCCAGGUCACAAAGGAGCAGAGGGUGCGUAUUGUCCUCGGCCGCAACAAUGAUACCCGCCCCUUCUACUGGUGCCGGGAAAAUUGGCCCAAUCAGGAGAUGCGGAAAAUCUACACCACUGUCCUCUUCGCCAACAUCUUCCUCGCCCCUCUCAGCCUUAUUGUCAUCAUGUACGCCCGCAUCGGCUUCACCCUCUUUAAGACCGCCAUUCCUCCGAUGAGGGUCGGCGGAAUUGUGCCUGGCGAGGGGAGCGGCAUCAACAAGCUGAGCAUGGAAAGUUGUCACACAAUUUCGAGUAAGAAAAAGAGGGUGAUCAUGAUGCUGCUGGUUGUGGCUCUGCUCUUCGUAAUUUCCUGGCUACCCUUGUGGACCCUCAUGAUGCUAAGCGACUACGCCAGCCUUGCAGAGCACCAGUACCGCGUCAUCAAUAUCUACGUGUAUCCCUUGGCUCACUGGUUGGCCUUCUUCAACAGCAGCGUCAACCCCAUCAUCUACGGGUUCUUCAACAAGAACUUCCGCAGGGGCUUUCAGGCGGCUUUCAAAUUCCAACUGUGCUCUGCUGAAAUACAGCACCAGCGAACGUACUCCCAUCGGAUACGAGGGAAUGCUGUGCUGCCCGUCCAGCCUGCCAUCCUCAGCAGAUCAGGCUCGAGAGCAGGAUCAGUGUUUGUGAGGAAUGGGAAGUGCUCAUGUCAGGAAGAGGGGCGUUUGUCUGGUAGACAUGAUGUUAAUGAACAGGACCUGAUCUUGGAAGACCUGGAAAAGGUGUCCCAUAUUUAGAUGGCCAGAGGGUGAAGAGCACAGCACUUUAAGAGCCUCUCAAGGUUUUUGGACAACAACGUUUAAAGGACCAUGGAAAACAGACCUCAGAAAUAUGUAUACUUGUGAAGGUACUUUCAGCCUCUGCAACAUGCAUCAUCGGGAAUCAUUUUGUGAAUGUUUAUCAUUGUGUAUAUAAACAGAUAGAGCUUAAAGUCCUCAUAAACUUGAUUGGUUUGAUUUGUCCAUGAACAAACAAUCACCAACUGCCAUCAGAGUCGGAUUCAACUGUUGCUAAAUCCUGAUUAGUGGAUGGGAAAUAUGAUCUUUUAAGGUAAAUCCCAAACCACCUCAAACCAGAAGUUUGUGCUACAUACUAUAUCCAGCACAAAUAACUAAAAUUCUCUCAUGUGAAAUAACCAAAACAAUUCUAACUGAAGCGAAAAUCGGGAUGCAGCCAACGUGUAGCACCAAAGACCUCCUGAGGAAAUGAGAGUGAGAAGUGACCGGAGAUAUAAUCUGAUUGUUUACAUUCUGUGAACCAAACCAAAGCCCCCUCCCCUUUGAGUCAUACCCACCAACCUCUGGCAUGUGCAUUCAGUAGGAGACACGAUUUAAUAGCUGUCUCAAAUCAGGGGCUGCAUCCUUCAGUUGUGUCACAGCAGCACGACCAGGCUGUCCCAUUUCAAAGGCUCCUUCAAAUGCGUCCUUCUAUCCUCACAAAACGAAAGGUCCAACGGGUGGAUCCUUCCCAGCUAAAUAUAUUCCUGGAUUCAUUUUGCUUAAGCGACUAACCAUUUAUCAGAACUGUAAUAGGACAAGAUGUCUCUUUGCGCUUCAAAUCAUUCGAAUAACUAACGGAACACUUAGGGGUAUUAAUACUAUCUCGGCAUCUACAACUUCAGCUCUGUUGCUUGGAAACAACAGUAAGGUGAGGGGCAGGCUGGUGAGGCAGAUAUAUAUACAGAUAUCCUCUGUAGACCAGACAAUCGUACUUCGGUUUAUGUGGCCCACAAACUUUGCCUCUUUUGUGGACUACAUAGACCGGGUCUUGUGAAGGAUGCAGCCCACAAAUUUAGACACAGCUGCUGUCUCCCGCUCAGAACAGUGAUGGAAACAAGACACCCGGAUGGUUUGGUUUCUUUUAAGGGUGUUUAAUAAGGGCAACAAACCCGUCUCAGUCGUCUGUGGCUCUUUGCAAAUUCCAACCACAAAAUCAAUCUGUCUCCAGACAUUUGAGUUGAGUUUGAAGAGGACGAAGCUAAAUUAACAAAAUGCCAUACUUAGUGGCCUCCAUGACCGGAAAAAAAGACAAUAGGCAAAUGGAUAUUUGAAGAAAAGUUAAUUGCCUUUGAUGCCGGUUUACCCAUGUUUAGAAAAACUUCCACACCUCAAAAGACUUCCUCGUCUUGGUGUUAUAAGGGGACAACUGUGUUGACUCUAUUACAGAUUCACUUUGCAGGUGCCGUUUAACCUUUGAGAUUCAGCGAACGCCACAGCGGCACAGCGCGAUCAGACUUUAAUUCAGAGGGGCUCUGAACAUUACUCUUACUGCUGCACAUUUUGAGGCUUUCAGGCGGGGGUUGACAGUUGAAGAAUAGGAUUACUUUCAAGAGUGAAGUGUGAGGCGGUGUGUAGAGAGCUAUGUCACCUACCUCUAGUCAAAGUGCAUGCUGUAGUGCCUCAGGGCGAUCGGUGCGGGGCUGAUGGCUGCGACGUGCUGCGGCAAAGGGAGAAAGAUCACAGGCUCAUUUGGAAAGCCUUUAUGUGCCCUCCAGUUAUCUGGUGACAGCAGAGCAGAUAAGAGGCUUACCAUGACAAGAGAACAAACAAGGACAUGAUCAUAAUGCGAUAAUACCUUAUAGAGAAAAGGGGUAUGGCCAGUAUUUAACCGUUGGAGAAAAAUUGCCAUCAGUUGAAGACAAAGCUUAUAAAUUUAAAACUCACAACGAACUACCCAAGGCAUGGUCCUUCAUUCAGAACCAUUUGAACAUGAUUAGUCCUGAGCUGUGUUUAAGUCACUGUUUGACCUUCUGGACUCAAAUAUACACCUGAACCAUAGAUUCUGUUUGUUGUUUUCUGGAAACUAUAGGUUCUGUACCCCAUUUCCACAUGCACAUUGAAAACAAUUUGUGAUGUGUUAUUGACCAGGGAUGCUGCUAUUCUAGCUGAACAGUGCAUAUAUUUGACAGAUAUUCAUUAAGAAAAAGGUUGUACAAUUGCCAUUUUUAACACUAUUUGAUAAGUCACAGUAAACAAUGUGUCUUGAAGGGACGUACAGUUUUUGUCCACUAGUAGUGCUAUGGAGCCAAUCUAAGAUUUGGUUAUGGUUUUAAUUUUCAUCAUGUACAAGGACAUACAUGCACAUAAUGAAAUGUACAUCAUGGUUGACAAUUGCUGCAAUAGAAUGAACGAACACAACAAGCUGACGUACAUGGAAGGGAACAAUCCAUGGUAUAAAAUACUUUAAAAAUACAUUUUUGUACAUGUUGAGAGGAAGAGGGAGUUGCAUUGUACAAGUAGGCUGCUGUUUGCUCCGUAUUAUGUUCUGAAAUGUGUCAUAAUAUUGAUGUUCUUAGUCAAGUAAUUGGUACUCUCUUUGUUGUGCUCUGCAGUGGUACUUGUGCAUACUUCCCAUGAUUAUAUCAGUGUGCUAAGCCAAGCAACUCGUUCUUUUAACAGAGUUCAUAUUGUUAAGUUCUGCACAUGCAACAUGAUUUGAAAGCAUUCUUAAUGAAACUUCAUUAUUUAUAUUUUAACUUUGAUGAUGUUAGCAGUGUUUGAAUUAACAGAUCUGAUUGCACUGAUCAGAUGUGGUUAUUAUCAGCCCAAGAUCUUUGUGUACAUAAAUAAAAAUGUUCCUGAGGCGAUGAAAUUAUGAAGGUGUAUGAAUGUGAUUUAAUAGUUUUUUGUAUUUGUGUACACAAAUAGAUAAUUGUAAUAUGUCAUAAACUGUAUAUUACAAUUCAUAUUUUUUGCUUGCUACAUACAUAUUACUUAUUUGGGAAAAAAAGGACUAACUGUACAGCCAGUGUGAUUUUGCUGCUUGUUUGUGUAUUGGGAAUACAGAUUUUCAGUGUGCUAAUAAAAAAUGAAAAUUU